This is a messenger RNA of Neoarius graeffei (lesser salmon catfish), 1223 nucleotides long. It is a transcript of the gene rnf128b, whose product is annotated as RING finger protein 148. The transcript is spliced from 7 exons. The record is from RefSeq and is a predicted model, not a curated record. Lineage: Eukaryota; Metazoa; Chordata; Actinopteri; Siluriformes; Ariidae. Bases 1 to 1179 code for a protein of 392 amino acids.
AUGAGAAGGGACUAUAGAGUAAUACGUGGGUUAACUUGGACAUGGCUGGCAUUGUGGGUUAUUCAGUCUCGUGUCCAUGCAGGUUCCUCUUUGAUAUUUUGGACUGCAUAUGUGGAAGUGCGCUACUUGAGCGCAGGGACUAACCAAACGAUGAUCAGUGUGUGUGAGUGCGGAGUGUAUGGGUCAGACUCACCACUGAAACAGGCCUCUGGAUUUGUGGUGCUCCCAAAUUCAGAUUCACUGGGCUGCCAACCGAAUACCACAUUCACCACUAAGGAGGCGCAAUGGAUAGCUCUCAUCAAAAGAGGCAACUGUACCCAUGCUGAGAAAAUUCAAGCUGCGCAGCAAGAGGGUGCAUCGGCUGUAGUUAUAUACAAUGUUGAUGGGACUGGAAAUGGGACAGACAGAAUGUCUCAUGCAGGAACUGGCAACAUAGUAGCAAUCAUGAUUGGAAAUAUCCUGGGCAGGGACAUCACAAACCUGAUUGAGAGCGGGAUUGAAGUCUAUAUGAACAUAGCAGUGGCGAACCGACAUGGGUCCUGGAACCAUUUAUGGAUUUACAUUGUGUCUUUAAUCUUCUUUGGCAUAACAGUCAUUAUUCUGGGCUAUUUCAUCUUUGUAGUCAUUAGUAGGUUCUACCAAAAUCGACAGCUUCGGAUCCAGCAGAGAAAGCUUAAAACAGUGGCUGAGAAAGCUGUUGCCAAAUUAGAAGUUCGGACUCUUCGGCGAACUGAUCCGGAAGUUGAAGCAGAAGAGAGUAGCUGUGUUGUUUGCUUAGAUUCCUUUAUGAGGUGUGAUGUUGUGACAACUCUGCCUUGCAGCCAUAUUUUCCACAAAACAUGUAUUGAACCAUGGUUACUGGAACACCACACCUGUCCAAUGUGUAAAUAUGACAUCCUGAUAGAAGAGGGUGUUGUAAAACCUGGUCAGGAAUCCCCCAUACAACCAGCACAUGUCAGGUUUUAUACAAGCUCUGUGUCAGAUUUAAUGGUCAACGCACCAGGAGUGGUCACAUCUCCAGAGCAACAAGGAGAAGCCAGGCUAAGCUUAAACACCCAGACUGCUGAAUCUGCUGAAGAGCAAUACAGCAUCAGAAUGGAUCACAGUUAUAUGAACCCAGCAUUUGAAGAGGAACAGCAGAACUUUGACCAUCAGGACCCUGACUGUCAUCAUGUUUAGAAUUUUCUUGCAAUUUCUUCAACUGUGAAGUGUAUUUUCUAUUC